ACUCAUGUUCGACAGCCUUCCAUCAGUACCAUGUUGGGAUUAAAAAGAGGAUAGAGGGAGAUGCAGACAGAGAUGGAGAGACACAAACAACAAUAACAGAAGCAGCAGCAGCAGCAGAAGAAGAAGAAGAAGAAGAAGAAGAAGAAGAAGAAGAAGAAGAAGAAGAAAAAGAUGAAGAAGAAGAAGAAGAAGAAGAAGAAGAAGAAGAAGAAGAAGAAGAAGCACAGACGCCUGGAUAAAGUGCCAAAUAUGAUGAGAACAAGUAUGUUUACUAUUUAAAUGAAUAUCAUGUUAAUGAUAAUAGAUUUACUUUAAGGCAGUUUAAGUCCAUGGUUGUAUUGGAGCAUAGAAACUUGGGGAAAUAUUAUUGUUUACCUUUUUUUUUAAUAUAAUAUGAAAGGUGGACAGGGCUCCAUUAAACAACAAACCAUCAUCUUUAUCACUCUUCUUAGUGCUGGAUUUAACAGUAUAUUCAGACCUUUUAAGAUCUAUUUUAGAUCACACAAAUGCAUCAUAGACAAAAUAUAAAUAAAACCAGGGGAAUAUCAAAAGCCACUAUCAAUAACAGUAUGAGGAGCUAUUCCUUUUAUUAAAUGAGGGGUCUAAAAUUAUAUGUCCAAAAUCCGUCUGUUUACCCUUGGUUAUUCUAACAGAAAUCUGGAAAGUCUUGGCAGUCACAGCAUACUCUGGUAUAUUUCUGUCAUUUGAAGUGAAAAUUAUUCAAGUUAUUUACACAUACUGCAAGCAACUGUCAAUAAAAUUCAAUUUAAGAACAUCAGUGCCCUGUUUUUUAUGUGAAACUGUUGAGGAAUGUCUCUCAAAAUAAAGCUGAGAUUGCUGCCUCCAAUCUCUACUAGAGAGACUAACAGAAAGACCAAAAACAAGUUGUGAGGGGCUUUAAUCCUACAUUCCCCUGGAUAUAAAUAGAUGCAGUUCGCCUCUGGAUUGUUGAUCAUGUUUGCUAAACCAGCGCCCUUAAUCUAAAAACUUCUCUGACCUCCACCCUGAUUUUCCCCAGCUCAUGCUCCAGAUCCUGUACCAGCACAUGCAAACAUAAAAGCAGACAGUGUAAUCCCAAUGAUUCACAAAGGGGCAAAGAGACCACUUCUCCUCAGAGUCAAUCGAUUUCUGGAUCUGCAUAUUCUGCAGCUACCCACCCCCAGCGUUGGCUGAUCUACCAUGAAGAGUCCUGAGAAUUAAUUAAGGGAUGAUAGACAUCCAUCCUUGUCUGAUGUUAUACCAGCCAUUUAAAGGGAAAACUGACACUCUGUCUGUUUUUCAGCUGGUUAAUACUAAAGUGGCAUAAAGAUUCAGUGUGUGUACUCUAGAUUUAACCCUCAGAAAGGGAGAAUCUCAACAUCUCUCUCCCUUGGGAGCCAAUUACACACAGUUCAGGCAGGCUUUCAUCAUGAACAUGUGAAGACGGUCAAACACACAUGACCCUGAACAUUACCUGAGGCUUAAACCCCCUCUAACUCAUGACUUACCCUCACUGUUUUGGACACAAACAACAUAACAGAAAUGGAAAAUCAGGCAUCAGUUAGUAAAACAGACACUGAGAUUACAGUAGAGGAACAGAGGAUGUUCUCAUGUAUGCAUCAGGAAAGUAAGAGGAAGGAUGAGGGGCUUCAGUUAAUUCUGCUGAAUAAGAAACAUUCUGCUUACAAUCAGCAUUUUCUAGCCCCAGACAGCAGAGACGAGCCCAGAUGUGUUUAUUUGUCUGUCUGUGUGUGAGCACUGGAGUGCAUACCUGCAGGCCAGCACUUCUCCCCUCCACCUCCUCCAUCAGAGGAAUUGCCAAACAGCUGGUUGUCAUGGUUGCAGGUUUCUGUGGGCCAAUCAGUUGCCAUUUUACUGGGGGUCCAGGAAGGGGGGGUUGAGCUUGCACAGUCUGGCAAAUAGCAGUGAUAUGAGGGGGAGAUUAGCAUAAAUUCAGCCAGGAACAGUAAAUCCAUGCUCAAAUACUGUACUCUUUAUUUUUGUCUCACGUCUCAUUUCGUCAAUCUGAAAUGGCUCAUAUCUGGCGAAAUACUGUGGGAUGAACUGCCCUUUCAUUCACAUACACUUUAUCUUAUUUUUUUUUACUGAUAUUUUAUUUUAGUUCUUAGUAAAUUGACAGUCAGACAGAUACAUCCGUGCAGAAACCUGCCAGGCACUUCACCAUGCCUUAUGAAUUCUUUACAGAUCUGCAAUUAGUUGAAUCCUGUGAAUUAAGCAUAUCUCAUUGAUGUUUCAAUGAAUACUAAUGGGAAAGGCAUUGAUCCUCAUAGAAGGAAUAAUUGAGUUUUGAUGAGUCAAAAACAUAUAAUGUAAUAAGGGAGCUCCCCCUGCUGGCCAUAUGUGACAAUGACAAGUCAUUCAACACAGCUGUCCUGACUGGUUGGUUUUCCAUUGUUAACGUCUUAUAUCUUCCUUUAAACUACAUUGAGUCUCUGGUGAUUUGUACUUUUUUCUGCAUAAGACGUGAGAUCUCCUCUCAGAUUUUAACAUUUUUCUACAUGUAAAACAAAAUAAUGCUGAGUUUCUACCAGUAGUCUACCACAUUAUGUACAGAGUUUUAUAAGAUAUUAACUUCCUAAAAACAUAGAUGUUUAUACUCAUACUACAAAAUAAAAAAUAUAUAUUUUUGGGGGGGAACUGCCAAAGCAGGAGUAGCAGAUGUGUGUUAGUCAAGCAGAGGUACAGAGUGAGCAUAACCAAAGAGCUCAUUGAUCUACUUUGAAAGUGAAUGAACUGGUGACAGAUAGGUAGGCUUUAGCAGACAAAAUCUUUGACAAUAUGGAAGUAUUAAAAGUAUUUCUAAGCCCAACAAAUGUAUGCACUGUACAAAAAAAACUGUAAUGGCGUUAAUAAUUCUGAUAUCAGUGUCAAUAAUUGAAGUAAGGAUGUUCGCCCAAAUUGAGACACACUACAACACAAAACGUGACAGCUCCACAGAUGCCGCAUCUAACUCAACAGACAGAAAUGAUUUAACAAUACCCAUUUCCUCUUACUACCAAUAGAUGUCAGCAGAAUACUUGGAGGGAUUUUAGAACUUGGAGGUCUACUUGCACACUUUUUCCCAUGUCAACUUCAGAGAGCAGCAGCCCCCUUUUAAUUACUAAAACUGUCAAUAGUCUGAGUCAAACUGACGAAGCAACUAAAAAAAGUUUUCGAAACCAGCAAGCAAACAAACUAACGAACUAACUAACUAAAAACAAACAAACAAACAAAGCCUACCUACAUAAAAAGUACUGGAUUUCAUGGUGCGUUUAAGUUCCAAAAUGAACUUAAUGACUAAAGUGUAAAAAGUUUAUCCCGUCAUAACUGUGAGGUUUAACAACAGGGUUUUCAUUUUAUUUUAUUAAUGGGAUUAGCUUUUAGCCCGUGUCGUCCCCCACCUGUCCGUGGGAGGGUGCCCGGUCUAGCGCAGGAUCAGCUCCUGCCGUUGAUCCCUCUCAGCUGACGUCAGGAGAAAUGGCGGACCAGGAUGGCAGCGACGCAUCUCCUCCAGAGUCCCAAGGUGAGUUUUCAACCGAAGAAAAAGUUAACUUGAACAAACUUGAAACAUAAACGAGCUGCUAUCUGAAAGGUUAGACGCCGCUUUGCUGCGGGACUUCAGUUGUUGUUGUCGUGGAUUUAAACGCUGACGCCGGAUUCACAAGAACUACAGGGAGCCGGGCCGGUCACGGGAGUGGGAUUAACUAUCAACCGACUCACCCAACCGGUUGCCAAAUAUUCAUUAAACACAAACUAUGCUUUGAGCUACAAAAAUGUUUUCGGUUUCACCUUUGUCUCGAUAUUUUAAAGACCUUUUGAGGUCCUCGUGCGCGGAUAGACACCUGUUGCUGACAUGUCGUCAGCGCGUCGAAACGCUCCUCUGUAGACGUGACAGGUGAAUUCAUGGACCUGAACAGAGGCUUCACGGGGAGCCUGCUUCAUGUGUCUUCGGGCGAAAAGUUUAAAGAACUUCUCUGGCUUGUAAUGGUAGAGUGAGGACGGCAUUUUUUCUUUACCGUUUCUACAGUUUGAAGUGACAAGUUAAUAACCUGCCCCUUUCUUAAAGUCAGACCUCUGUGACCUAAAUUGUAGUUAAUCGUUUUUUUUUUCAUGCCUAGACCUACUAGUUAUUUCAGGACUGAAAGCUGCCUCAACUACUCUCCCUUCUCAUAACUGUUGGGUAUUUUGCCUUAUAUAGUUUAUGCCAUUUAGAUUAAAAUGUGACUUACAAGCCUUAACGUUCAGAACAAUGUUCUUUAUAAGUCUAAUUAUUUUCUGUUCAGACAUCUAAAGGAGGCAGAUUGUCGCCAGAGGUGUCGCCAAACUAACUGCUGAACCAUAUUGGGAUAAUCUCUUUAGUUUAAUUCAUGACCUGAUAUAAGGGUAAAAAAAUAAUCCACUGAGUUCUCUGUUAUGUAAAGGUGUUGAUUAAGUACUGAUGUCGGAAGACCUGCAAGACCUCACUGACUGUGAGAUGCCGUAAUAACUUAACAGUAGACUAGGAAGCCAGGGCUGUAGUUUUUUAGUUAACUGUCCCCAAAGCCAUCUAACUUCAUUGCUAAAGUAACAAUCUCAGAAUCCAUCACUUAAUCUUCCACUGUUACCGUAAAGCCUUCCCUAUAUUGGCUUGGUUUGGGGGAUUUUUCCUUAUCCAUUAUAUCCUUAUCCUUUACACAUUUUGGUUAGUAGAUUAUGACUUUACCUUUAUGAAUUCAUUGCUUUUCUUGCGCGCUUGUAAGCUAUCCCAUGUAUUUUUUUCUAAAUGUACCAGUUGUAAAUAUUCCAGUGUAUGAAAUGUUUUCUUAGUCUAAUAAGGAUAAGUUGGCUUCAGGAGUUAAGCUAUACAAACAUAGACUAUAGUUUACAGUCUGGGAUUAAAGGUUAAGAGUCAGGAAAAUACAUUUUAAGAGCAAUCUACUACGCAGCAUAGACGCAGCAGCAAAGUUAUUCCAGCUCAGAUUAGAAAAAAGCUUUUUUUAAAUUUAGGUCUAGUUUGUGCACUCACCAUCAUUUUGCAGCUUUCUGCACCAGUGUGCGGUUCUCUAUUGCAACUUUUCUAUAUAUUUUUUAAAUGUUCUGAUUUUUCACUUAGCAUUUACUCAUGAUUGUAUUGUAUGUUUGUACUCUCGGUAAAGUAUUUUUUUGCACCAAAACAACAGGAAAACUUUUCUCAUGUAUGACAAAAAACCUGCAUUGCAUUAACCUGGUUCUGAUCAGGUGCAUAAAAACAGAUGGUUGGUGACUCAACUCAUACAAAACAGUUAUAGGUUGAGUUUUCAAGCCAUCAGAUUUUACUUUUACUUUAAAAUAAGUUAUCAGUCAAAUGCUACAAUGAAUAAAAAUGUUGAAUCCGAAGUCCAGAUUGGAGUCGCGCGUGAUAAAAACUAUCCAACACUCUCACAUCAACCUCAGCCAAUCAGUCUUUAUUUGUGUUGUGCCAGCUUACAACAAAUGUUAUCUCAAGAUGCUUCACAGAAAGCGCAGGUCUAGAUCAUAUUCUUUAUUGUUUACAGGGAGCCAACAGCAAGAUUGGAUAAGAAUGAGUCUCAUCUAGAAAGAUAAUACCCACUCUUAUCCUAUCUUAAUCCACCGUGAGCUAAAUACUAAGCAGCAUUCACCAAGUUACAGCGAUAAAGAAAAACUUCCUUUCAACAGGCAGAAACCUCAAGCAGAUCCAGACUCAUGUUAGACAGUCAUCUGCUUUUAUAACAGCUUUCAGAAAUAAACCUUACUGUAUUACUAAUCUUACACUUAAUAUGUAGACACUUAUUGAACCAACUUUGCCCAUUACUCGUUUUUUCCCUUUCUAUUUGCCCACAGCACUAAUCUAUAAUACGAAUUCCUUCCAUGUCAAGUAUCUGUUUUCAUUUUCUAUAAUGGCUGACAGUUGCGUUUGUUACAGGAGACAACUCAUAGCUUGGUCAUACUACCAGGUGUGGAUGUGGUGAAGUUUAGCUCUGGCCUCAAGUGCGGGAUUUUUCCCUGCCUCAUAAAAUGGCACUUGAGUAGCCUGAGGACAUAGAGCUGCUUUAUACUGAGCUCCGUAGUCACAUUACUGUCAACAAGUGACCCAAUUCACCUUUAGUAGCAGCAUGUUAAUAUUGUUUUGUAAUCCGGAUUGGGCCUUCUGUUUGGUAACCUGUCCGCAUUCAUGGGGUUACAGGAUUUUCUUUUGAGGAGAUGUUUAGGAAAUCAGCAAAAUAGAGGAAUGCUUGGUUGUUAUUAUAUUAUGCAUAUAAUUUUGCUGUAUGUGUGAUGUAGUUUCGGUACUUUUGUUGUGUUGAUACUUUGCAUAUGUGAUGCUUAAAAAGUCACUUAGAGCUUAAGGUUCAUUGAGAUAAACUGAUUUUCCACUUCACUAAUAAUCUUACAGUAGGUGUAAAUAAGCACCAGAUGACAGAAGGCAUCUUGUUGUGUGGCACAGUUGGCCACUAUUUUGAUCCAGAAGAUGGAGAUUAAGUUGCAUGUAGGCUGUGUCUGGCUAAAUUUGAUUAUAACCAUUUGACUGGAGCAAUAUAUAACGCAAUAAGCAACGGCAUGUGGAUAUUAAUCUGCGAGGAAGGCCGAACCUACGUGAACCUACGUUAGGUAAAAUGUGCUCAGUUAGGUUGGUUUCCGAGUGAUUUCUUACCUUUAAACUAGUUAGUUUCUCAAAAUAUGAGUUUCUGUUUGAACAACUUGUAAAUUUGUCACUAAGGAAAGUCUCUUAAAAAUCUAGAUGUUUUUAUUUAGAUUUUUGAAAAAAGUUGGAACAAGGAAAUUCUUGCAUUUAGUUUAACAUACAGCAUUUUGGCACUUAGAUGAUAUAGUAGCAUUAAAUUCACCCUAAGGGAGCAUAAUAACUAAAAAAGCUGUUCAUCAUUUCAGUUUUCAAACACACAGCUUGUUUCUUCUAUCAGCAGGUGAACCUGUCAUAUUGUUCCAUUUGUUCCCAUGCCUUUGCUUCUCCUGUACUCUAAAUAGGUGUGAGAAGGGUGUGUAGCCCAGCCUAUCCGGUUUAAGUCUGAGUGUUGGAUUACAGCAUUACUCUAUCCUGCAGGGACAAAGAUCAGAUUGCUGUUUCAUGACUGGCAUGUAUUCCCUCAGGAGAUGAGACAGCAAGUUUCCCCCCAACUUUCCCAUCAAACAUUCAUUCACUUUAAUGUAAAGGAGACCAAGGAGAGAAGUGCAUCUUUGACAGGUUUUAGCCAGAGUGUCUUUGAUCAUUUUGCCACCUUACAGUUUAUUGGCUUCAUUAUGAUCCCAAGUUGGUUAAUCUUGUGCGUAUUUGCAGAUGUGAGAUAAGCGUGCCUGUCACAUGCAGCAUGGUUGUUCAGGCCCAUGUUUGCACUGUUAUUGAACAGACCUUUCAUGAUGUGCCCUGUGAUAACUGCAAUAACUUUAGGGCCCUGUUUGUUUCUCCCUGCCUAUUAUGCACCUGUUCUAUUUCGUUUCUCUGCCAGGCACAAACAUGCAGCACAUCUCCUAGACACUCUAUCCUUGCAUGCCCAAUGUUUUUGCGGGACAUGCAAGGAUAGAUGUGGGAAAAGUGUAUCAUUAGAAAGAAGCUGCACCUCAAGAUGUGUUUCUGCACAAUAAAACUACUCAGAUAAUCAAUAUACAGUACAGGCCAAAAGUUUGGACACACCUUCUCAUUCAAUGCAUUUUCUUUAUUCUCAUUACUAUUUAAAUUGUAGAUUCUCAGUGAAGGCGUCAGAACUUUGAAUCAACACAUGUGGAAUCAUGUGCUAAAGAAAAAAGUGUGAAAUAACUGAAAACAUAUUUUAUAUUUCAGAUUCCUCAAAGUAGCCACCCUUUGGUUUUUUGAUAGCACUGCAAACUUUUGCUGUUCUCUAAAUGAGCUUCAUGAGGUAGUCACCUGAAAUGGUUUUUACUUCACAGGUGUGCCUUGUCAGUGUGACUGACAGUCAGUCACGAAGUACUUUUGUCAUCAAGAGCAAAGGGUGACUAUUUUAAAGAAACUAGAAUAUAAAACAUGUUUUCAGUUAUUUCACACUUUUUUAUAAGUACUAAAUUCUUCAUUUGUUCAUUCAUAGUUUUGAUGCCUUCAGCGAUAUUCUACAAUGUAAAUAGUCAUGUAAAAAAAUAAAGAAAAGACAUUGAAGGAGAAGGUGUGUCCAAACUUUUGGCCUGUGUACUGUGUAUUCAUCCAUAUUUCUGACUGUAUCACCCUUCUGGUGCUGUAAAGAGGCAGAAAGAGAUGAAAGAAAAGAUUUCAAUAUCAACCAUGCUACUGUGGGAUGACAAGCAGCUGCUGGCUCUUUAAGUGGAGAAAUGGGCGGGGACAUAUACCAUGUGCUUUAUGAACACACCCCUUCCACACAGGCAGCUCCAGUGCUGCAUUGUAUAGUUUGGUGUGUACUUCCAAAGUUAGGUGUGUGUGCUUGUGUGUGCUUUACUUCAAAGUAUGCUGGCCCCCUGUCCCACUGCGUCAUUGGUCCAUGUGAUGCUGUUGUCAGGGAAACCCUUAACUGGUACCGGCUCACAUUCCACUGCUGGAUCCACACUGAAUAUUUCAACAGCCCCUGAUGCCCUGUGUUACCCUUGUGUUUGUAGGACAGAUAGUGUGUGUGUGUGUGUGUGUGUGUGUGUGUGUGUGUGUGUGUGUGUGUGUGUGUGUGUGUGUGUGUGUGUGUGUGUGUGUGUGUGUGUGUUGUACAGCCAGUGCUUUUGUGAUGUGAUUCUUCUGACAAGUUUGCAUUUACAGAGUCGACAUAGAGAGGGAGGUGAGGAGGGAGUAGGGCCCUCCCUGCACACUCAGCGUAGUGAGAGCAGCAUCUCUUGAAGAGAGUGAGGAAGUGAAGUGCAAUUUCCUCAGCUCUCACUCCAGCCAGUCUCCUGGAUUAAGUCUUCUUCUUUAAGCCAGACUACAAGAGCUCAGACUGUGCUGCUCUCUCUGUCUCUCUGCCUGGCAGUGUGCAGCUCUGUUUGUGUCUUUCACUUUCACUCUUCCAUUGUCAUCUAUCCGCACUCUUCUGCAACCAUCUCCUUUUCUUGAACCUAUUCCACAUUUCAUGAUCUAAUUUUUCCAUCUCCUGCUCUCUCUUUUGCAUUAUCCUUCUCCUCUUUCUCUCUUCCUCUCUCUCCUCUUUUCUGUGCCUCACACAGAGUAGCAAUGUGCAGCCAGAGGAGUUAGCUGUUAGCCUUAGCUGUAGGCUUUCUACAUCUUCCUCGAGAGGACAGCUUUUAGGGGUGACCCUGUCCAUCCCCAUCCACUGGCGACUGCCACUGCCCUCCACCUCCCCUCCUCCUCCCCCCUCCCCACCUUCCUCCGCAGGGUGGGAUGGGCAGGGGCUGGGUGAGUUAGCCGGGGGCUCGAGGGUUAGCAACAGGGCAGGAGAUGCCAGAAAGUAAAGGACGAGGACAAGGAGGAAGAGAUGGGUGCUCACAGGGCAGACGGAAGCUGAAGAAGGGAGGCAGCCGUUCAGCCAUCCCGGCACUGUUCACCAUCAAUGAGGAAGAGGAGGGACAGAAACGGAAAGAUGUGUGCAGGAGGAAGAAAAGAGGUAUGGGGGAAAAGGAUGCCAGGGGUGCAAAGUGGAGAGGGCUAUAAAUUUCCAUGUCCUGAUACUUUGAGCUAUGUUCAAACAAUUAGGUUAACUGAGCGAGAGUUAGGGAGGGGGUGCAUGAGCAAAGAAGACUGUGUGGAGUAAUCAUGGAGAAUUUAAGACGUGUAUGUUAGUAGGAUGAGGCUGAGGCGGGGGAGGAGGGGGUGUUGUUUGCUCUUGUUGAGGAAAAGUCCUCUCAACCCAUCAAGCGCAGUAAUCUUGAGACAUGUAGCUGACAAGGCUGAUGAAAGGGCUGUGUGUGUGUGUGUGUGUGUGUGUGUGUGUGUGUGUGUGUGUGUGUGUGUGUGUGUGUGUGUGUGUGUGUGUGAGAGAGAGAGAGAGAGAGAGAGAAUUUUGAAACCUGCUGACAAGGUAAGAUUGGGUCAACACAAGGGCAGCAGAGGAGAGUGAAGGUGUAGUUCAACUGGACACUUGGACAUUGUUAUAAUGCAUCAGUAAGCAGAGCGGUCAGUCAAGAUGACAGCAAGAUGUCUACAGUCAUUACAGCAGGGAUAGAAGUUCAAGCAUGUCCACUUGUCCUGUUUUCUGAGAGGAAAUACCUGCUUUGUUUUUUAUUCCUCCAGUACCUUUUCAUUCAGUGCUUUCCACGACUACCUUUGUGUGGUACUUGAAAGAUUUGUUUGAAGUUUCAUGUUUCAAGUUGUGAAGGUGCUAUUGAGUAAAACCACAGAGUUCUACUUCAUGACUGACUGACUGACUGUUUAUUCUUAGACUUUGAGGAGACAGACAGGCGAUCAAGACACCAAGUUGUCUGAUUUUAUCGGCUUUGACCUUAGUUUUUUCUUGUAGUUUCUGUCUCUGAUAAAUAAUAUAGAGAAGAGAUGAACAAGGAGCUCAUCUGACUUUUAAAUACUUCAAAAUAAGAUAUAUAAGAGCACUGGUUAUUGGAGUCUGUGUUAAGACUGUGUCCCUGUGUUAAGAUUCCCACUGCAUUCAGCAAUGUGCAGUAUUAUGCAGCUGUGUAGCUCUCAAGUACUAUCUGUCAUCAUCAUUCUGCACAGCUGUGGUGUUUAGUAGAGAUGCAGUGAUCCAUUUUUUUCAGAUCCAAUCCGAUUUAGAUAUUGAUAUCUGGGCUGAGCGUAUGGGAUGAUAUCCGAUACCAAUCCAAUACUACUGUUGAAUGAAUGAAUUGUAUAUCUUGCCCUGUGAUUGUAGACUUGACAUUAGCCUUGUUAAAAAAGGAAACAAAUACAGAUAUUAAUUUACUUAAUAUUUUUUGUCAACAAAUAACAAAUUGCACAUUAGCACACAGCAAAAAGAAGUAAGACUUCCAUGUAAACAUUUAUUGCAAAAGGAUAGACUGACAGAAUAUAGGGCGAACACAAUAGCUGUGUUGCUGUGUAGCUGUGUAUGAUAUUAAUUAAAAGAAAAAAAAGACUAGAUCAGAACACUGAAUCUGUGUCAUUCAUCAGUAAUCCGAUCCAGCUAAUUUGUCAAUAUUGGGGCCGAUAUCUGAUCCAAAUAUCGGAUUGGUGCAUCCCUAGUGUUACUGGAAGUCGUGUUGAUGAUGUCACCUAUCUGCUUAUGAAGCAGAGUUUUGGAGCCAAUUGAUGGUGAUUGCCAUAUUAGAAAUGGUGAGUCAACCAGAGGUUGGCCUUUAGUGUUGCUGCCUGUCAGUCAAGUCAGCUGUGCUUUUGAAACAAAGGUGGGAUGAAAUAUUCACUCCUUGUACUGUUUGUUUGCUGUUUUUUGAACCAGGCUGUAAACGUGUUUAUUUAUGCUUUAAAUUGACUUUUUUGACGUAAUGUGCAUGUGGUUUCCAGUGCUUCUGCAGUCAGCUUAAAGAGGGUGUUCAGGGAGUUUUCUGCACUUCCUCAUUGGCUUCAUUACCAAAGACUGGAGGUUGCAGCUAUAUGGGACAUAUACCACUGGAUUUACUGUUUGCCACAAGUUAGAUAAAAUUUGCACCACACCCUUUCACUUGUCACCUAAAGAGUCUCAUCAAUCAAAGCAGCUCUUCACAGGGUUGAGCCUCUCAAUGGGAUGUUACUUCUUCAAAUGUACGAGUGUGAGCUAAUGAUGGAGAAAAGGGUCCAACUGUGGAGCUGCUAGAUUUUGCUUGCCUUGCAAUGUGUGCAGAAUGUUUCUUUGAGCACCAUCUUUUGGGUAAAACACCAAGACACAAUAAAAAAAACCUUGUGAUUCAUUUUGUACCUUUGCUGUAUGUCAUCCCCCAACCUCUGCCCCCAUGUUUCAUGCCUCUGCUAUUCAACUAUCAUUUGCCCAAAUAUUCAAAAUAUAACUUAGAAAACGUCUAUGUUCCAGUUAUUUCCCUUUUAGUGUACAACACAGCUCUCAAACUACGAGAGCUUUGCAGUUUCCUCACAGGGAAAGCAGGCAUGUUCUGCUCACUUAAAACAUUAAUAAUAGAGAAGAGUAGACUGAGGGAAGAGGGCAAUGAAGAGAUGAUUGCAAGCUUGUGCAGUGAGCGUGCUCUUAGGAUCAAGUGGCUGCAAAGUUGUUUGACUCGUGCUUUUAUUUUGAAUAGCAUGUUAAAAUGUGUUUUUUUAAUCUGUUUGCAUUUAAAUAACCAACAAAUAUCAGAGAACAUGAGCAAUUGAGCUCAACCUCUACACCUGCUAUUAAAUUUAUGAGCUGUGAGCCGUGUUCAUCACUUUUUAUUUAUGCUUUAAAAGGAGUGAGGUCUUAGUUUGGUAUUCAGUGAGGUUGCACUAACUGUAAAAAGUCAUCUGUUUUUUAAAUGAGGUUGAGAUACGCUGAUCUUUCUUUACUUUACACCAUGAACACAAAUCCGAGUUUAUCCUCUAAGUGAUGUCUUCUGUCCAAUUAAGAAACCUCAGAUCAGUCUGAUUUUCCAGCUUUUCAUCAUUAGAUAACAAAGGAGAAGAUAAGACAGUAAUAUGCCAUAUCAAUUAAUUUGCAAAGUAUCUGGAAGUUGUAGGUUGAUUUUGGAUGCCUUCUCUUAUCUGUGGUGUAAUCUGCCCCUGCCAUGUGCAACAAACUGAGUCUCACCCUCCUCCCAGGCACCCAUCAUCCAGGCCUCACUGCCUAUCAUCAGGCUAAAAAGGAGUACUCCCCAUCCCUGCCCCCUUUGCCUCUCAGUUGGCCGGAGCUUAGCGUUUAGCUUAGCAUUAGCAGCAGCUAAUCCUCUCAGGAUGCAUGGGAGGUAGGAGCCACACAGCGUGCUCACCCACUACACACACUGGCCCGGUCAGCACGGCAUUAAUCGCCAACUCUGACCAUUUAAUCUGAGCGCCAGUGAAUGCAGAUAGAUGGGGGUGGGUAAGGUGCGUGCACAUACACACACACACACGCACACUGGCAUCGGGAAGGGAGGGGCAGAUUAAACAGUCACACUCUCCCUAUGUCUCACUCUCUGUCUCUGUUACGCACAUAUACACACACAAUUAUGGACAAAAGGAUGGGGGUUGGAGAGUCGCCACAACCUUUCUCACAUUAAGCGGGCUCGCAACGACAGUGACACUGUCUGCAGCUGACCCUCUUGGUUUUUUUCUCUUCUUGAGUGCCCCUAUACUCCCUUAAGUUUAGUUUUCGCCGGCCCACUUUUGGGUCAUCUGGAAUUUCUUCAUUUUGCUUCUUCUUUUGCCCCCUACCUACACCAUGGACUCUGGAUCCAGACUUAUCCUCUGCUGCGUAGGAUGUUGUCAGGAACUAGGAGCGCUGAUUCUGGCCCUCCAAUCUGACUAGUUGGAGUGGAACACUAGUCAGGGGUUAUACAUGUCCCAUCCUGGGAUUGACACACCUGGAGAUAUGAACCAAAACCCAGGUAAUGACUUGUGUUGUGAUCCAAAGAGUUCUGCCCACCGUAGAUUCAGCAAGAUGCAGGUUAGAGAGAGAACAUAUCAGGUUGGAUGGUCUGUAAGUAACAGGAAAGCGUUGUUUGGCUUUGUACGUCAUGUCAGUGAAAUUGAAAUCAAACCUGAUUUGGUGGCUCAUGGACAUAAAGCCUAGGCUUUAUACUUCAGUCCCACUAGUAACCAGAAAAUGAAGAUACUGCCGUAUGGAAAUGUGGCAGAAGGUAUUUGAAGUGUUUGGAGGUUCAAUGAUGCACAUUUAUCACUGAGAGUUAACACUUUGCUGCAAAUACAAAUGUCCUCAGCAUGUUUGCAGAGAUGAUUUAAUGGCUGUCUAAUGCGCAGGAGCAAAUACGAAUGCUGCUUUUUGAAGUUUGUUUGUUAAAUGGUCCCAGCAACAGAUGGCUGAGGCUAUUAGAAACGUCAGGAAGAAACAAAUGCACCAGAAGAAGAGCUCACUGCAGUUUUUGUUAAAGCUUUGUAUAUAAUGAUGUUUCAAUUUAGAUGGUGAAAGUCAGACAUUUUGUCUACUCAGAGCAUUUUAAAGGCAGAUGGUGGAAAUGUGGGUUUGUGAUUAUUACUCAAGUUGUGCAAAUGAACACUGACAUGAUAAGUAAAAUAGUCAAUAACUGAGAUGAUCCAAAAUGUUGCACAGUGCAGGAUUUUUACUGAUAUUUUUAAUAUGUUGAUAUUUUCCUGUUCAUUUUGACUGGUACUGAUAUUGAGACCAAGAUUGUUAUGGCUGACAAAAAGGAAUAAAAUCACAAAAAACUAAAAUGUCAGAAACUAAAACAAAUAUAAAAAUAAGGCUUUACUAAAACAUGAUAACUAACGACAGUGAUAUUGUAUGUUUGUAAAACAAACUACAAUGAAAUAGAAAUUAUGGGGAGACUGUCCUUCGUUUUCAUCUUCGAUACACAGAAACACCCAGGGAGCAGCGCCAGGUCUUAAAUUCUGGUUAGAUCAGCAGAAGUUUCACAUUAUUAUUCUAGAUUACAUUGGAUACUCUUAAACAGUCUUAAAUAGUUGACAACUCUUAGUUCAUCUGCUGGUUGAUGCUAUUGCUCUUCAAAUAUGAUCAUGUUUAUAUUUUGCUGUAGGCAGGGAAUUUGUAUAUAGGAUGCUGUUAUUCUGAUUCUGAUUUAAGGAGUUCUCCUGUCAUUGGUGAUCUGGAUGGAUUUAAUUGUUAUUUGUUUAUAUUAAAGGCAGAACAAGAGAGGCUUUGAAUCCACACUGACUUCACAGCAGAGAGAGAGUGGCACUCUACAUGGACAUUAUCCUUGAAAAGUUGUCUAGCUUAUACUAGCGAGUUGAGACCCUGUCUUUCACUGUAGUCCACAGAAUUCUCUGUUUAGUUGGAAUCCAUCUUGCUGAGCUAAAAGUUAGAUACUGGGGUGGGAUAUGCGCAGACAAGCAGGGGUGUGCCCAAACCUUUUUGACUGUGGUGGCCCAACCUAGGCAUUGACACUGCUCAGGUGGAUUGCAUUGGCCAUUCAGUUAAUUUUGGCAGAAGGCUUGCCUCCGAACAAAGUAAAUAACCGAAUUAGACACCAUGCUCAAUGUUUGGGGAUCAUGCCCCUGACAAGUAUCCAAUGUUACAAAAAACUAAAACUCCAAAGCUACAAAAAUGAAGCAUUCUUCAAAUAAAAAACAACUUAAAUUAAAAAUCCGGCCUGUAAUCAAAUCCUAACUGAAAUAAGAUUGAAAAAAUAAAAGUGAUAAAAGCCAAAGAAAAUUUCAAAAUUAUUAUAACCUUAAUCAAGACCAAUACAAACACACUUCUUGUGAAGUAAAGAAACCAAUUUGUCUUGUACAAGAAAAAUACAUUACUUCUACUCUUCUAUUACUAACCAAGACACACAACUCUAUUUUCUACGAUUUGUGAGUUUUCUUUGUCAAAUACAGACACACCAACAGUAAAGCCUCUGGUUCUGAUACUUGAGAGUACUUCCACACAGUUGAAGCUUGUCUUGAUGCAACCUGUCAUCAAAGGCCUAUAAUUAAUGUGUCACCUUAUCAGUUUAACAUGUCGGCAGACAUUUCCAUAUCUGCUGAUACUGAUGUUGUACAGAUAUCAUCAUGCAUCCCUAACUGUUCCCUAUCUUUGCUGUAAUGCUAUUCAAUCUGCAUUAUUGGACGAUUUUGGAAAGUACCAAAGCUUAUGAGAAAGUCACAUUUUCAACCCAAAACUGCUUUGAUAGAACGAGACAGACAGCAGCGGAAGUGAAGAAGAGCACCACUCAUGGAGACAAAGCAGAGAAACAAUUUAUCAAAUAUUGUCAGUAACUUUUUGAACCUGCAAGCCUGUAAUGUUUGCAGUGUGGUAAUAAAAAAUCCAAAAGGUACUCAUUGUAGGUUCUCAGGAGGCAUCAGUAUCAUUAGAUUGUUACUAAUAGCAUAUUUGACUAAAGAAUGUGGCUAUUGUUACAACCCUUGUGAUAACUGAGCCGUUCAAACCCUGUUCUGCCUCAUCUAAAACUUGGAGCCACAGGGUGACCUUUGACCUUGUCUGACCCUUUUUUAUACUGGAUCAAUUCCAUAGCUUUCUGUUUAUUUGGCCCAAUGUGUGGGAAACCAGGGCCAGGAAAGGGCACAUCCAGUCCUCGUUUUAAGAUCAGUCAGAGUUAGACUGCCAGUGAGUACAGGUAGAGCAAAACUGGAAUGGCUGUAGGGCUGUAAAUGAGAUGUUUUACACACACACACACACACACACACACACACACACACACACACACACACACACACACACACACACACACACACACACACACACACACACACACACCUCUGUCAUCAUGUCAUCAUUUGACAUCCAUUAACUGCCUCUGUGGUUUCCACUUUAUCAGAGUAUGGUGUGUGUGUAUGUCUUGUGUGCGCACACUGAUAAGAGGACAUCCGGCUGUUAUUCAAAAUGCUACAGUAAAGCAUGAGUGUGAUGUGAAUGUGAACUGCAUUGUAAGUUGUUCAUAAUGUACUUUAGCAUGUCUUCAUACAUGUCUAGUACCAUUUCAUUUCCACUCUGUUAUCCAAUUCUCCCUCUCCUCAUGUCUCAUGUUUAAAUGUCUCUGUGCCUUUCUUCUUUUUCUGUAUCUCUUUGUGUUUCUUUCAGAUUCUCAAAGAUAAAAACUGCUUUUGUCUUUGUAAUCUAAAAUGAUCUGUUACUUUCUGCGAGUGUUGUGCUCUUAGUUCAAUGUACAAAUUGUGUUUGUGUGUUCUUUGUCAUUUUUUCCCCACUAAGAGCCGAUUUAUGUUUCAUCUUCUUGAUCCUUGAAGCCAUUCACAAUUUUCUCAUGCAGCUUUUGAUUGCGUUGUAUUCCUCUCUGAAUGAGCCAACGUUUUGUUCACAGAGGGAAUGAGUAGAGUAGACAUUUUUUUUAUACCGGCCCAGUCCUUCCUGUUGUAACAAUAGCCAUUAUAACCAGUCAAAAGGUUGGUGCACCUGAAGCAGACUGAGUAAUACUUGUGCACGCACCUCUGUAGACUUCCCAUUCAGAGACUGUGACAUGCUAUACCUCCGCAACUAUGACCUCAUGUCUUUGUUGAGCACAAAAAACAUAAAAUGUCACAAUGUUUGAGGGUGAGGACAGCAUUUGCAGUUAAUAUUUUCUAUUUUUUUUUCUUAAAAUGAGGUUGCAGGUGAAGCUCUGAUUUCAACAUUUAAACACAAGGCACACUUGAGUUUGUCCCUUGCAACAUAAGAAAGUUCACUCUGGAUAUGAAACUUGCCCUUUGCUCCUUCCUUCACCUGCACCAUUAAUUAUCCCACAGAGCUAACAUGCCAGUGAAGCGGGAAGAUAAGGACACCAUGUAUAAGGAUUUAAGAAUAGGGUGUGUAGUAGGGCUGGGUGAUUUAGCCUCAGAUCAAUAUCACGAUAUAUCGAGCAGUUCACCUCGAUAAUGAUAAAUGAACAAUAACUACUCCCCAAGCUGCUAACCCCCUCUUGCAUUAACUUUGUCUACUUCAGCCACUACAACUUUUGAACCGUCUUCCAUCUCCUCACCUGUCUUUCCCUCUUUGUUAUGGACUGGAUCAGGUGGAGUCGCGUCUCCGACGUAGGACAGCGUCUUAAAGGGACAUGGGAUCAUAGCCUACCUACACACAUCCAAAACCAACUUUUAUUUAUGACACAGAAUAUAUUGACGUGGGCAAAAUGAUGUUGGUUAUUGUCGUAAAUUGUGGUUUAUUGUCCAGCCCUGGUGUGUAGCCAGUGCUAUUUCAGUCGGGGGUCUUGUUAUGUAGUUCUUCACUUAAAUCUCCGUCAGGAGAGAUUAAUUGAUGGUCUCAAUGGAGUUUUAAUUUGUCCUUUUUGCACAACUGUGCAGAUAAGACAUGUUGUAUUCUGAGUAUAUAUUAGCACAGAAUGGCUUGAAAAAUUUGAACUUUUUUUUCUUUUCAAGUUUAAAGAAAAAAGAUUAUGGUGCCAAUAUAAAAAAAAAUAGGACAUGACCAACAAAAGUUGUGUUGUGCAAAAAAUAUGGAAUGUAGCUCAACUGUUUAGGUUAAUUUGUAACAGGUUAGUGACUAGAUUGUGUUUAAAAAGGGUAAUUCAGGGAGGCUUAAGUCAUAGGCACUCUGUGAGAGACUGUGUGAGCAGCACACAGUUCAGUGACCGCAGAAUAAUGUUCCUGUGUGUAAAAUUGCAAAGAAUUUGGGGAUUUUAUAAUUAACUCUGUAGAAAGAGACAAGGCUGUAAAGCAAUAGAUUGUUGGUAACUGUGGGCCCUCAAGUUGCACCGUAUUGUAAACAGAUAUGUCUCUGAAGUGGAAAUCACUGCAGAGACAUAUCUGUCCAUAAACACUUUUUUUCGCUGCAUUCACAAAUGUAGUUUAAAACUGUACAAUGUGAAAAGAAAACUGCUGAUAAAUAUGAUCUAGAACUACAGGGGACUUUUUCGGACCUGAGCCCAUUUAAGAUAAGCUGUGGUGAAGUGGAAAACUUCCCUGUCGUCUGAUGAGCCAAAAUUUGACAUGCUUUUUGGAAAUCAUGGAUGCCGUGUCCUUCAUUUUGAAAAGGGGGGACCACCGGACUUGUUAUUGUGGACACAGUUCAAAAGCCAGCAUCUGUGGUGUGAUGCAGAUGUAGAGGCGCCCUUUACAUGAAGGUUUACACUCCUAGGAAGGUACCAUUAAUGCUGAGCACCACAGACAGGUUUGGAGCUACAUGUGCUGCCAUCUGGACAUGAACAUUUUCAGGGUGGACCUUACAUAUUUUUGCAGAAUGAUACCAAACCAGACUCUGUAUUGUAUUUCAACAGCAUGGCUCUGUAGUAGAAUCAGGGUUUUACAACUUUUUUUCUCUCCAUGGCAAUGUUAUAUCAGACCAGGCUCAUCUUUUGCUGCAUAACUCAAUGUUAAGCCUUGUGUUUUUGUCCAGGAGGCUGAACUGAAAGUGCUGAGUCACCCUGAGCUUGAUAAUGUCAUUAAUCAAUAGCCAAGCUCUGAGCUGAGGGGAAGCACUGCAACAACCUGGGAGAGUUUGAAGAGGGAACACAGUAUAUGUUAGCACAGUUUUGUGUCCUGUCAGAUUACACUGCAGAGACCCUCAAUGUUGCGAACAAUUCCAUUUUUUCUGCCCUCAUUUCUUGAUCUGUUUUUGUCACUGAUGCUUGUUUUCAUCACACACUGUGUCAGUAAUAGAUGUAGCUGCUAUGAUGCAGGUUUUGCAAACAGCCAUGCGCUCUGCACCAGCUGCUUUCAUUAUCUGCCAAAUGGGGUAGUGAGUACGAAAUCAGCUCAGAACUGCUAAUUAUCAGACAGUGUUUUUGUGGAAAAUAGUGGACAUGCUGCUCAUUUUCUAGCAUCUCUAUUUGGAGAGUGGCAGGUGAAUAAGCACUAAUGAAUAACUAAGAAUAAUUGGUCUGCUCAUCAGUGCAGCUGGCUUUACUCUUUAGGGGGUAAACACUGAAAACAAUCCUCACUACACAUAAUGCACUGGCCAAUAAAUAAUGACUAACAAACACUCCAUUAGCUGUGCAGUGAGCACAAAAAACAAGAGGUAGAAUCUGUGCUAAAGAACAAACUCUGGCUUUGUCAUGGAGUCUAUCACGUGGUUAUUGUUUAUUAAAAGAAAUCAAUGUUUUGAAAAGUUUCUUUUUUUUACUUAAGUUUUCUGGUUUGUCUCUCCUUCCAGCGUCUUCCUCCCAUUACAAAUCAGAUGAUGGAAGAACAUCAUCAACUACCCGGCCCAGCUCUGCAGGCUCCGGGCAGGCCUACACUCCCACCCUGACCCCUAACACCACCCCUACACUGACUCAAACCACAACCAGCAACAGCCCCAGCAACAAUGCUGCUAUCAAAGCAGGUACGCUUUGUCUGUGUAAGGGGGAAAUAACGCUCUGACUGAAACUUUAUUUCACUGAGAUUGAAUACAGUAACAGUUGAGUCUUAAUGAGAAGUUGCCUGUGCUGGUUUUCUUGCAGACUCAUUGCUCUUCAACAAGAUUGACGAGAGACAGAGGUUAGCCCGCGAGCGCCGCGGGGAGCGUGAGAAACAAAAUGGUGUGUCCACUUUUCAGUAUGUGUGUGCGUGUGUGUUAACUGUUUAAGCGUCAAAGGCUUUAAAUGUAUGUCUCACUUUCUUUGUUGUCCUCACCCUGGCGUAUUAUGGCUGUACUUGGUUGGUAGCUGUGGUGAAGGGCCCGUUUCUGUGGUCGUUACAUAAAAAUCUAGGCUGAAGCCAGACACCCCUGUUGCCAUGGCACUGAUGUUAUAUAAUAGGUCAGGCCAUGGGACAGGGUUAAGGGGGGCUGCUGUUUCAAACCUGUUUUUGUGGUUGUUUGUGAUGAAUGUACCACAAUAGAUGGGUUUUCCAGAAUGAUGGUCUGUGUGAGUUUUCACUGCUGAAGUGUGUUUGUAUCUGUAUCAUCACUCGGUCGUCAAACCUCUGGCCCCAGCUGAAGGGCUGAGGGAUUGAAAGCUAAAGCCAAGUCACAUGAUCUACAGCUGACCUACCACUGCUGUUAUAAGCCUGUGUGUUUAUGUGUGUGUGUUUGUGUGUGUGUGUGUGUGUGUGUGUGUGUGUGUGUGUGUGUGUGUGUGUGUGUGUGUGUGUGUGUGUGUGUGUGUGUGUUUACGAAUAUAGACACUUUUAUUUCUCUUUUUAGCCUGCUAGCACGCGCAAACAUACUAAUGCAUUUGCAUCAAAUCGCUGUUGUGUGUGUGUGUGUGUGUGUGUGUGUUUGCGCUUGCUUGUUUGUGUUUGUGCACAAUGCCUCAGCUGCAAAGGAGGCCGAGUGGCAGGCACGUGAGGAACGAGCCAGGCAGCACUAUGAGAAACACCUGGAGGAGAGGAGGAGAAAGCUGGAGGAGCAGAGGAUGAAGGAGGAGAAGAGACGGGCAGCUGUGGAGGAGAAACGACGGCAGAAACUGGAGGAAGACAAGGUCCCACAACUAAACACACAUGCAUGCACACUUUUACUACAACAACAUAGUGCACGUCCUUUAUGAACAGGCUAAUAGAUAUCGGUUUGGAGUUAACCAUUUACACGCUGUACGCCCCCUCCCACUUUUGUCAGGUGGAGUUUGAACUUUAUUGCCAACUUCUAUCUGCCCUCUUGUACGAACAUGAUAGACUUCAGGAUGUGGUGUUUGUGUUGCACUUAAUAUGGUGUAUUUUUUUGCUUUUUUGUUUGUUUGUUUGAAAGCUAUUAAAUAAAUUAGAAUUUUGGUUUGGUAAUGAGGCCAUAUGGUGUCCCCAACAGAUGAAAUUGAAAGGCCCUGAUUUCUGUCAAUCAAGCAAACCUGCUUCAAAAGCCACAGGACUUUCAUCCAGUCUUGCUGCAGCUUUCUUUGUGUGGUAGUGCUCUUUCUUUGGAGCUGGGUUGUUGAGUCCAGUGUAUUUUGGAGCGUGUCCCCUUAAAGGAGCAGCAGGUUUCCUGUUUAGAAGUCAGUGAUUGCCUCUAAGAUGAACAGGAUGUCCAGCUAUUGUUGAGUUGUGAAUUUAAUGGGCACUGGAACAGCAAUUAGUCAGACGUUCACAGUAACUGCAUUAGGGAUAGGAAUUGUUAAGAAUUUAGCGAUUCCAAUUUCAUUAUCGAUACUGCUUAUCGAUACGAUUCCUUUCCAAUUCUCAUUGAGUGAGAAAUAAGAUAAUACAAAUGGGUUUGUUUGCAUUAAUUCUUUAAUAUUGUCACCUUUGGACAGAAGAUAUGCCAUAUUCAUGCACUUAUAAUUUGUUAUGUGACCACAAAUCUGGUCACAGCUCAGGUGACAUUCGUUCAUCUUUGCCUCUGUCAUUUUACUCUUCCCUGCCUCGAUGGAAGAGGUUGCCAAAGGUGUGCCAGAGCUACCUGCUGCAGCCUCUAAGCCAGCGUGAGAGCCAGCCUCUGAGCUAGUAUGACUCUGGCGGUCAUCGUCAUCUAAAUGUAAUUAAAGGAAAUGGAGAGUAUUUAUAAAGUGAAAGAGGGUAAACGUGGCGCUAACAUCUACACAACAGACAGGAAAUUGAGGAGUGAAACAUUACCCUUAGCAUUUAAAGCAGAUGAUGCCGCGACGUUAGCUCUGCUCCUGCUUUUGCCUGUACCAGUCUUGCCUUCACUAAGUAGCGUAUCAAACAUGUUACACUUCAGCAAACUAAUUGCAUGCUGAGUGGACAAAUGUUCGGCAUAUCGGAAGUCUUUCCCCCCUUCAACAAAAUUAAAGCUUUGCAAGUGCAGCAAGUAGCCCAAGUAUCAUCUUUUGGUGUGAAAUCCUGCCAAACGCAUGACGCCAGUCUGUAAAGUUCUGAAGCAAAACACACUUCUUGCAUACUACAUCAUCACGCAUAAAGACGUGAGAGGAACCGAUAAACAGAAUCAUUAAGGAGGCAGACAAACAAUUCUUAGGGAUCUAAUCACUGGGACAGGUUCUAAAAAAUAAGAACUGGUAAUUGACUCUCUCAUCCCUAAACUGCAUGUUGAUGACUUUGUAGCAACAAAGCCUUCUUGAGGGUAUAAAAAAAGGACUUUUAAAUAUCUGGACUUUUGAUCUACAGCGUUAUCACGUUUCUUUAUGUCAAUAAAUCUGCCUUCAAAGAAAAGAAAAAUGCGAGAAUAAAUCCUCAGACGGUAUUUUUGGCAAACUGACCCAUAUGCAGCACAAACCUAUUACAUUUGCAAGAAGUUAAAAUCUGGAUUUUUUUAAUUAGUAGAGAUGCAAACAGGUCUUCGAGGGAAAACCCUCACACAGUGGUCAAUUGGCCUGGCUAGGCUAGGGUAAAAAUAAUACUAAUCUUUUGCAGGAAAAUGUAUUGUUACAGUAACCAAAAUCACAGUCAGACAAAAUGACUAGACAGACAUUUAAGCACAUAAAAGUUUUCAAGAUGAGGUUUCUGAGUUCAAAUUUUCAAACUGAUAAAUUUUUGGUACAGUAUAAACUGGCCUGCUCCCUUAUUAUGACAUUCAGCAUCGGCUGUUGAAAACUGUAAUAAUUUCACCACUAAAAUGUCCACAGGAAUGCCAUUCUCCAAAUGUUUACGACACUGAACAUCAGCUACCCUACUUUUAUAUGAUCCCAUACUUUCAUUCUGAGAAAGCUGCAUAAUCCUCAAAGGCGCUUCCUGACAGUAGACAGUUGUCCAAACAUUAACACACCGAUAAAACUCCAGCCAGAGUAACACCUUUCCAGAGAGCUGCAGCAUUAUCUCUCUCUGUGUUUUUUUAAGUGCUGAUGGCCGACUUCAUGUGUCAUUAAUGUUAUUUUUGUGUCUGAAGGCUCGUCACGAGGCGGUGAUUCGUCGAACACUGGAGAGGAGCCAGAGAACCAGACAAAAGUCUAACCGAUGGUCUUGGGGAGGAACCCUGCACCCAAACACUACCAGCACACCAGCCGGUACUUUCACACACAGCACACCUUGGUGCAUCCCCCUCCCACAGUCAUUGCAGUGCAGUGUGUGUUCAGACAGGCUGUCUUUUUGUUGUAUUGUUGAAACACUUUGCCUCCUGAAUGUAUCAGUGCUUUCAGGUUUAUUGAAUACUAUUGAUAUCUCAUCUCCCUGAUGUCUAACCGAGUGUCUCUUGUGUAAAUAUGUCUGCUUGCUGCUGCGUGUCAAUAUUGUUCUGCCAUGUUUGCAUUUGAACUUUUCAGAUCCCCGUUCCCUCUGUUGUUACUGCUGACUCACACCCUGCUCUGCCUCUCCCUCUCUCCCUCUCUCUCUCUUAUUCUCAAACUCGACCUCUCUCGCUCACUUUCUCUCUCUCUUUCUUCACCCUCGUAUCUUCCUCUUCCUCCUCUCUGCUCUUUGUUUCUCUGCCUUUGCCCCUUCCCUGGUCCAGGUUUUGUCGAGUCGAUUUUCCACUGUCCAUUCGACCUUGCUGGACUGGAGCACAUGCAGGGUGCUCUCAGUCUCUACCGCAGAUAUGGAAUGACCUCUAAAUGUGAAUAUGAUAAAAAUGUGUCAUUUAGCCAGCCAGUGUUAGACCGCUGGCUCUAGUAUUGUACAUGUACGGCGCUGUUCUAGCUCACCUGCAUUAGUGUGUAUGUAGGCCAAUGUGAGAGGCAUGAUUAGUGAUCCAUGUAGCGGUCCAGUUUGUAUCUUUAACUUAUCUCCUAAGACACAGACUCUGUCCUUAAACCACUUUAGCUUUUAAACCAUUUUAGUUUCACUUUUAGAUGACAUAAAGCUCUAAUUCAUUUUCUAAGUUUUUCCCCUUUAGCAACACGUUGGUCGUUUCUCUAACAUCAUUUAACAAAAAUAGUUUAGAGGCGAGCACUUGCUACCUCAGGCUAUUAAAACUAUGACUUUUCUUUUGUUGUUUCUUCUCUCUUCUUCUAGAUGCUGACAGACGGUCAGUUUCCACAAUGAAUCUAUCAAAACAUACGGACCCUGUCAUCUCCAAACGUCUCUCCUCCUCCUCUGCCACACUCCUGCACUCUCCAGACAGAGGUAAUAAGUCUGAUCAUUGUACUCAAACUCAUGUUAGUAUCAAUGUGUGACAUCGGACUUUGCCAGCAUGCCAUUUGUGUUUGUAAGCUGAUCUUUUGUGACAGUGAAGUGGCUCGCUGAUGUCUCUUUAAUUUUUAGACUUUAUAAAAUGCAGACAGCACAGCACCUCCCACAAAGUGAAGCUAAAACAUCUAGAGCUUCCCCUAGAGUCAGUUUGCAGUAUAGAUCUUUAAACUCCUCUGUUAUAACAGGUGGCGCAUGAGUCGAUGUUUUUCUUACAGACAAGUUUUAAAUAGUUAAAUGAUGUGAAAAACAAGGGGUGGGACAUCAUGAUCGACAGCUCUAUCAGCAAAUGUGGUUCUUUAUCAAAUUAUCAGAGCAGAAAGGGAACAGUGAAAGAAAAUUAUAACUUUAUUGGAAUGACACUUAUAAAAACUGAGGUGUACAAAGUACUUUGAAAGUUCACAUAAAGAAAACAAAGUGUUAAAGAAAAAAACAACAGCAAGAUAGAAACCCAUGAAAAUUCACCAAAACAUAAUAAGAACCCAGAAAACGAAAAAAGAAAUCAAGAGCAUGUUAAAUCAAGCUAAGAAACACUUCAUAAAAACCCAGAGUAGUCUUGUCUAAUAGUCUUGCGUUGACUUUUGUAAUGCUCUUUUCAUGUGUUUUUACAAAAAGGCUGUACAUCACCUUCAAACUGUACAGAAUGCCGCUGCAAGGCUUGUAACUGGAUCCACAAAAAGGGACCAUAUCGCCCCAAUUUUCUAUUCCCUUUUAGGAUUCAUUUUAAGAUUCUAGUACUUGCAUUUAGAGCCCUCCAUGAUCAAACUCCCUUGUACAUCACUGAGCUACUGAGACCCUAUUCCCCCUCACGUUCAUUAAGGUCAUCAGACCAGAAACUCUUGAUGGUCCCUCACACCCGUUUUAAAACACGAGGUGACUGCUCUUUCCAGGCCAGUGCCCCUCGCCUUUGGAAUGCACUACCUUUGACCUUGCGCAGCAUAGAGUCUACUGAACGUUUUAAGAGGAAACUUAAAAAAAAUCUUUUUCGACAGGCUUUUAACUGAUGUUGAUGUUGUGAGGCCUCUGUGAAGUAGCCUGUAUCUGUACCGUUAUAUGUAUUGUGUUGUGAUCUUUGUAUUUUAUCGCAUUCUAUCCUUGUUGUAAAGCACUUUGUGAAUUUAUCUAUGAAAAGUGCUAUAUGAAUUACAUUUACUUAUUUGCUAAAAUAAACCCCAAACAAACUGAGCAACGCAGGAACUAGAGUACUUAUCUAGAGGACCAGAAGUGAAUAAGCAUAAAGAAACAAAUAAACAGGGUAGAAAUCUAGAGGGAAAACAAAGAGCAAGUCUCAUAAGUGCUUUAAAAGUGAUGAGUAUAAUCUUUAAAUCAAGUAUAAAAACCUACAAGAACACUAAAAAAACUGUGUGUACCAACCUGAGGGAUCUCUGUUGGUUACAAUAUGUGUCGACAGCGCAAUUUGUCAGUGCCAAUUAAGACUGUAUUUUGGCUUCACUUUAUUACAGUGGGGGGAGAUAGAGGUGUGCUGUCUGAAUGAAUAUACGGGUUAUUUACUUUAUUCAUUGACAAUAAUACUGACAGAAAUAGUAUUAGCCUUCACUGGCAUCACUUUUAAGGCUUCAUGGUUAAUCUAAAACAAUAACACAGUUCGACACUCAACACACGUUCAUGACAAGUUUUGGUCAUGGAGUCGGUCAGGGCAGGAGUUUUACAGGUGCUGGAGACUUUAGCUCAGAAACGGUCCAGCGUAUAACCUUAUAAAAACACAGCAUGUGUCACUUGUGCUUAAACACGACUAAACCAUUAUCAUUCUAUAUAUCCUUAUGUUAAGACAGAUAUAGCAGUGGCAUUGAUCCUCUUAUACAACAACUCUGGUUUAAUAAGACUGUUUAAAGUAAUCAUGUGAGGUUUUUCUUGUAGUGUCUGAGUGCUAAUUUCCCGCAAAUAAGAUUAUAUGCUCUUUAAUGUCUGUAUGUUACUAACAGGCUUACACAUGAGAACAGCAUCCUCUCCUGUUAUAAGCAAAGCUCAGUCCAAAUCCCGCCUUCACCAAGGAAAGACGCCCCAGCACAAAAACACAGGUGUCUUAUGAGAAUGUUUUGCAGUUUGGUUCCUCAUAUUAUUUAAAAGACACACAUUCCUGCAAAGCAGAAAAGGUCAUGGGCUGAAAACUGUCAAGGAAAUACCGAACAAUCACAGCGUGUGCCGAUUCAUAUAAACUGAGAAAACACUGAAUUUGAGAAAGAUUCAUGAAGCUGCUUUCAAUCUGGAGGAUUAACUCUGCUCUAUUUUUUGAAAGGAAAUGUAAAAGUCUGUGUUUACGAUUCAGUCAUACAUGGAUUUUCCACAUGGCAAUGACAUGUGUCAUACAUGUUCAUGUGUCCGCACUUCUGUGUGUUUUCACCAGAGGGAUCAAGAAUUUUUUCCCCCACUGGCGUGACCCCUUUCACUAAUCCUCUGUUGGAUAAUCUUUUUGUUUUUGUGGGAACACUUGUGCUGUUUUUAUCCAAGCAGAACAAAAUUCAACACCCACAUUUCAACAAACAGAUGAACUCAUCAUUGUUGACAUAAAAUUAUAUCGUGGCAAAGUUAAAGCCGCCAAGACAAACUCUGCACACCCCUGAACAGAUCAACCCAGAAACCGGUCAUUGCUGGAGAGAAACUUGGAUUCCUUUGCACAGUUUUCAGCCCAGUUGCAUCUUUGCCCCUCACUCUGUAACCUGCAACCUUGAACUCUACUUCUUUAGCGGAGCGCAGCGCUGCAUGUGUUGCCUGAUAAACUGGUUUUUGCUGGUUGUGGUUAUCAUGCAUAUAAUUAUGGCAUGAUGCGUUUUCCACGACUGGUCAAUAAGCUAAAAAUCACCUCCAGUAUGCAAACAUCCUUACUCAGGUACCAAAACUCUGCAUGGCAAAACAAUACAAAAAAUUUACUGAAUGAUUAACUGGAUUAAUUUCUUCAAACGAGCUGAAAAGAAGAGUCUUCUCUCUAAAUGCAAAUGCACUGUGUCCCUUUUUCUGUUUGAAUGCUCUCCUGCCUGUGUUUGCUCUUGGUUUUGCACUCUCCGGGCUGUUUGCUCCUUCUCGUAAUUAACAAACUGGUGCAUGCAGGUGUAGGUGUAUCAGAGCAGCUUGUGCAUGUUAACCACGUUACCUUAGUGCUCGCCUACACUGCUGUGGAGUGCAAAGGAAGGAAUGAAACAAAUGCAGGAAUUAUGCAUCAUUUAUAAUCUGCUUGACUGGCUGCUUCGGCUAAUCGGUGGCCUGUAAUAGUUUUAGCAGUUAUGAAACUUGACCUGUGUGUGUGUGUGUGUGUGUGUGUGUGUGUGUGUGUGUGUGUAUCCAGGCUUGCGCCGUCUUCCUUUGACGCCAUGGGAGAGCAAUGUGGUCAACCGUUUGCAGCAGCCGACUCACUCCUAUUUAGCUCGUAGCCGCAGUGCUAUGAGUCUGUCUGGAGAGCAAACAGGUAAUGUAUACACACUGUACAUAGUCGACGCCCCCCUGGGUCACAUGGUCAGAAGCUAAGGUGUACACAAAACUACAAAUCCCACACUUUAGACGGAGUAGUCCUUAUGUUGUUUAUAUUUUGCCCUCUUUGGGUAGCUGGAACAGUUUUGGAUGUUAAUCAGAUUUCGACAGACUUAAAGCAUUACACCGUCUGAAACUUCCUAUCACCAGUCUGUAUCAGGCACCCAAAGCUUGCUCACACACACAUACAGACACACACACACUCAGGUCUAAACAAGUAAGCUGUUUAGGGAAGCACUCACCUAUUGAUGGGGUCAAAGCGCAAAAGUCUGGACCUUUUUGCAUUCUCAAAAGACUUAUUAACACAGCGCCUCUUGCCCUCUGAUUUCAUGCCCAGAGUGUGCAUUAAAAUCCUGUUGUAGUAUGAAAACCUCUGUCAUUCAUAUUGUAAGUUACACCAGAUAUAAAGUGUUUGAAAUAUGGCCUCAUAUAGAUCAUGAAAACUAUUAGCAGUUUGUAAGUUUUUCUCUUCUUGUACUACGAGCAAACCUAAAACAUGAUGACAGCAUUUGUGUUCCCCCUUGAGUGACGCAGGGAGUUCAAAUCAGAGGCUACAGUGUGAGGAUAGUGAAUACACAGCUCAGGAAACAUCACAAUAGACCACUCCAGAUUUUCAGUGUUUCUGUAUUCAUGGUAGCAGUUUCAUUCCAGUGUCUGUGUUUACCUAAAAGCCAUCAGACAAAGCCAAGCUGCCCAAAUAUUUGCAUCAAAAGAGGCCCAACUUCAUCCUUUGGCUAUGUGAAAAACUGUGAAAAAUUAAGCAAGUUUUUUUGCCUUGUUUUUUUAUUUAUCUUCUUUGAUUUUCUUAAAUAUUCAAAGGUAAAUCUAGAAAUUAAUCUCAUUUGAAGAGAAUGUAAGCAAAAAUAAGGCCUGAAUUAAAAAAGAAAAAAAAAAUCUGCUGGUGGGGUAAGAAGUAUUUACUCUGCUGUAAGAGGAACUUUGGUUGAUAUUGGUUUUGGCGCCCCCUGUUGGCAAAGUGAUACCUCUUAUUUCAUGUCCUGUUCUUUCAAAAAGUAUUGUUUUCAGACAAAGUUUGAAUAUGAAAUAUAUCACUCACUGUUAGUAUUUACUGUGAAAAUAAUCUAAGAAGGCUGUUUCUUCAGGCUGCUGUCAAUCAUCUGGUCUUAAACCCACCCCCUCACAAGCAUUAAGCACCUACCUCCUCAAGCGUUAAAAAUGACAACAGAGAUUAUAAAUCCUAUUAAUGAUGGUCUCAUUUGUUUGUGAAGGUCAUUGAGAGGCCUUAGUCAGGGUUUCAGCUUAUUACUCUACCACUUUCAGUAAAUUUCACUGACUGUCUUGACUCAUUACGAGAAAUAACAGGCCUGUUUUUGCUCGUAAUGGUACCUAAAUAAAAUGUGUAACUGUUGUUGUCUGAUUGAUCUGGCUUAUGCAAAGUCUGAUGUGAUAUUAGACAGAUACAUUUGUUUAGUUCUGAAUUUUCACAGUUUGUGACAAGAUGCAAAAAUCAGCUCUCUGAGUUUCAAAAAUGUUGUUUAGAAAGGAACAGUAACCUGUUCUCUUCUUCAUAAUUUCAAUCGUUAAAAAAAUCUUCACCCUUCAUUUCCUGCAGAAAACAUUUAUGUGAAAGUUGGGAAGUUCAAGUAAAUGUUGUUUACAGCAAAACAGAACUGUUGAUUUUACUCAAGCACAAACAGAUGAUUAGUAGAACUGCAGAAAGUCAUGCCUGUGGAGGUCUCCUGAUUUUUGUGUUAUUUCUUGGGCUGGUGUUCCCCUGUCUUUGUGGGCUAUCCUGCACAGAAGGGCUUGAUUUCUCUGUUGCUGAGCUUCACGGCCAUGUUGGUAAACACAUUCAGACAAAUAUCAGUUCACUUCUUUUUGGACUGAUCGGUAACUGUGAGGACAAUGAAGAAUACUGGGACAAUAAAGAGAGACUACAGAUGCACUGUAUGUAGUCUGCCGGUUUCAAAAGCUGUAAUCUUGUCAGUUGCCGACCAUUUGAGAGGCUAUAACAUGAAAACAUUUACAUCAUAAUAUCAAUCAAAUUCCCUAUGUUGACAUACAUUCAGCAGAAGAUUAAUUGUAAAGAUUUUUUUCUGCAUUACAGCUUCAAUAUGUAGCAAAAAAAUACAAAAAGAAAAGUGUAAGAGUCCACACUGACACACACAACAUCCUGUAUCUUCUUUCUUUUCUCUUCUCACCUUUUAUAUAACAUUUUCUCUAGCGUGUGUGGUGGUGCAAGUCUUGCUUGUGUUUUGGUGCAUAUCCACUCCUCAUGUGGUGUCGGGUCUGAUCCAUUCAUAGUUUGUAGUUUUUUUUCUCACCACUCUCUGAAGAAGUAAUGCUUUGGUUUUCUUAGUUUGUUUUUCUCUAACCUACGGCUCCACUAAACCCUUCUCUGAAAAGCAAAACAGUAAUUUCUCUGAACUCUAUAGAGAUGCUGCUGCAAAGUGUUAACAGUAGAGCUUUCCGUAGUACUAACGGCUCCUUUCUUUUCUCUUUUCUUUCCACCAAACAUCCUCUUUUCAUUCCUUUAAACCGCUGCUUGUCACCCCAAACUCUCUGCUUCCUUGUAUCAAUCCUGCCACUCCCUCCUCUACUUUCCAAUCAUCCGCUUUGUGCUCGAACCAUUCCAACCAUUCCAUAAAUUCUCACACUGCUCUGAUCCAUACCUUCCUGAAAACACUCCCACCCUGUACAUCACUGUAGCCAUGCCUGUGUGUCCUCGCUCAGUGUCCUGCCACCCCACGGGCUCCAUGUCCUUCAAGACCCUGCAGGCUCAGCCCCUUCCUCACUGCCGCAGCCACGACAGGAGCCUGAGCAGGGAGACGGCCUCGUCUUCCUCUAAGACGCUCCGCAGGAAGACCACGGGCAGCGCACAUGUGAGUGAUGUCUUAACCCAGCAGCUUUUUUUGACUAGAAACUCAACUACACCAUGAUCAGCACUUAUCAUUUAUAAUGCACUUGCAGUUAUGUUCUUUAGCAUGGCUCACACGUUCAGUAAGUCACCCCAUUUUACCCCUUCUUCUUCUCCCCCUGUUUAACUUUUUAUGUUGACGUUGUCCCAGAUCAGUCAGACACAAUGCAUCAGUGUCUCUGUCUAGAUCAGUUCCUAACACACAGAGAUGGGCUGGCACACACACACACACACACACACACACACACACACACACACACACACACACACACACACACACACACACACACACUGUUCCUACUGUCCAUCUGUCUGCCACCACAGAGUCACAGAUUAAACCAUUAAGGUCUUAGAAGGACUGCGUCUUUAUACUCUAAACAAGGAGCAAAGGACACAUGCGUGGUCCUCACAUAUCGACAAACCCAUUCAUCAUCAACUCAUGAAGUCUCUUUACAUCAAACUACACAAACACGACAGAGCAAGUGCUUUGAGUGCUUUGAGAGUUUGCAACAAUAGGGUUUGAUGUCAGUCUGGUGGUUUGAUGCCAGAGGUUAUAUUCUGCAACAGGAAGGCUGACUGAGUCUAAUCCUGUUUCUGAUCAUCUUCUGCUGCCGUCAGUCAGGCACAUGGCUCCUGGCACUGUCCCCAACACCUGCUCAUUGUGUGUGUGUGUGUGUGUGUGUGUGUGUGUGUGUGUGUGUGUGUGUGUGUGUGUGUGUGUGUGUGUGUGUGUGUGUGUGUUACUGCGGACACUAAUACAUUACACACCAUACAUGUUUAUUUUCAAUACUCAUCUGUUCUUUUAUCUUUUUUUCCCUCCAUCAUCUUGUGCAACAAAAGCAGAGAGACAAUGUCAGGAAAUCAUGGAGUAACCUGUCACUCCCGCUGGUUCCCAUUCUGACUCUUCCUCCCACCAAGCGCUCCUCUUCCGUAGGCAAGAAGUCCAGCAGGGGAACAGCGCCCUCUCCUGGCAGGUAGGAGAACACACUCUUGACAGGCAAUGAAAUGAGGUGCAUGAGGAGAUUGAAAUGAUGUAAAACAGGGAAGUAAAACAACUUAAAUCCUAACCAGGGUUCCAGUCGAGUCACAUUUGAAUAUGCUUUGUCACUAGCGGUGUCCCGACACAACUUUUUUUACUUUCGAUAUAAUCCAAUAUUGUAGCCUUCAAUAUUGACCAAUACAAAUAUUGAUCCAAAAUUGGCACAAAUUUGUGCAUGACAAGUUUUGCACUCAGCUGCAACGUCUUUUUCUGACUUCAACAAAAAUGACUGCCACACAGCUGACUCACUCCUGCUCCUUGCUACUUUGUUAGUACCUUAGCACACACUGUUGUUGUGAUUAUGUGGGCUCUGCAUGCUGGAUCAGGGCGCUGCUAGAUAGAGUUGUCGGAGCAGUCUGGAAUGGACUGCUUGUAUCAGAGUGCUGAUAUCGGAGAUUCUAGAUGCAGGCUGAUAUAAUUCAAUAUUCUUUUUUUUUCUUAUAUUGGUCCGAUAUAAGCAAAAAAAUAAUACUUUGACCGAUGGGACACUCCUAUUUGUCACUGUUUUAUUCGCCAAAUGCUGCUUUCCUUUUGUGCACAGACAACCUCAAAAAUCAGAGCGACCCCCAACCCCCAAACUGCUGAAGUCUCCUGGACCAGAAGACCCUGGAAACCUGCGUCCCUUCAGAGCCACACCUGAGAGUCCCCAGUCCACCAGAGAGCAAGAUGAGGAGGAAGAAGAGGAGCAGAUGCUUGGUCCUCUUCAGCCUCGACCUCAGCCGCUGGGCCAGAAUAAGAGUAGCAGUGAGCUGUCACCACCGCCAGUGGCCAGCGGUUAGUUUCCCCUACUUAUGUCUUCACACACGGAUAAACAUUUGAGAUUUGUUAUUUUUGGCUGUGUAAGAUUUACUGGCUCUUUUUAUGCCCUUCAGAGAGUGUGAGCAGUCCUCCAGCUCACAGGCCCUCUGCAGGAACCACAGACCCAGAGGAGGCGAGUCGGAUCCUGGCUGAGAAUCGCCGUUUGGCCAGGGAGCAGAGGGAGAGAGAGGAAGAGGAGCGCAAGCAGCAAGAGGAGCAGGCGAGGUAAGCUGAAAGAGCCGGUGAUCUGGAGAGGACAAGUGGAGGUGGAUAUGUGUGUCUAUCCUCAUCCUUAACUUUGAUUUUUAAUUGUGCCCGCACAGAUUAGCGAGGGAGGAGAUGGCUCGCCGUAAGGCCGAGGAGCGAGCAAAGAGAGAGGAGGAGGCUCAGCGUAAGGCCGAGGAGAUGAGGAAGAAGGAGGAGGAAGCGAGAAAGGUGGAGGAAGAGAGACUUGAGAGAGAAAGAGAGGAGGCAGAGAGACUCCAGAAACAGGUCGGGCAAAUCAAACUUGAAUCUUCUCAGAACCAGCGCUGUAGUCUAUCCUUCUAAAAGGACGUGUGUGUUUGUGUGUGCGUGAUAGAAAGAGGAGGAAGAGUCUCGACAGAGAGAGGAAGCAGAGCGACUGAGGCAGGAGAGAGAGAAGCACUUCCAGAAAGAGGAGGCUGAGCGUCUAGAAAGGAAAAAGGUGGCACAUGCUCUCUCACACACAUGUGCAAUAGUGCUCCUCAUGACCGUGUAUUUAUAUGCUCUUUUUUUCAUCAGCGUCUGGAAGAGAUCAUGAAGAGAACUCGACGCUCAGACGCUCCAGAGAAGGUAAUGGAUUAAUGAGGGACAGAUUUAGGCUGCAUCUCAAUGUACCCUGAGGAACCAUUACUGAUCCUGAAUGUUCGUUCUGUUUCUAUCCUUCCUGUCUUCAGAAAGUUGUUCCCAAUAGAAAUGGUGACAAUGCAGGUGACUUGAAUUACUUUGUUCUUUUUCCUAGUAUUAUUUUACAUCGUUGUUGUUGUUGUUGUUUUUGUUUCUUUUGUAUUAAAAGCAUAGGCUUUUUGUGUUGGUUUCUCUUGUCAUCAGUGACCCCUACAAGUCAGAGCCCAUCUACUGAGACCCCUUCACCAACAGACAGUAGCAACGGUCAAGAGGCCGACCCUAACCCAAACACCACUCUGCCAAGCCAAUCUGACCUGGGGUAAAUACCCUGACAGGUGUUUGAGCAUUGCCCAAAAGUAGUACGAGUGACAUAUAAGGACUUUCUCCUUUCUGUUUUUCUUCCAGGGAGAACGGGGAGUUUGAGGAGGUGAUCGUUCUGCCUUCACAUUCCAGGUUGUCUCCUCCUGAAGGAGAGGAGCAGCAGCAACAACAGGUGGAGGGGGAGAGAGUGUCUGUCAUAGCCUUCAGAGAGAACGGUCUCCUAAAGCCUCUCAGCGGGAUGGAGGACAUAUCAGUCCAGCAGGGACCAGGUUAGUGAGUGUCAUUUUUCUGCAACACUCCUGCUUCUUUAAUUUGUUUUACAAUCGUGUAUCAUGUAUGUGCCUAUUCUAGUCUAUUCUAUUCUAUUACAUUACAUUACAUUACUACCAUAACAUCACAUUGUGUUACUUCCCCUGGGUUACUUGUAUGGGGCAGCUUGUACAUGAAACAACACGGAUUAAACACUGAUUUACAGACAAUUGUUCAUUAUACACAAGCUAAAAUACAAAGUGAAGUCUAAUCACCAAUGUUGAGCAAGUGUAGUACUUCAUGACUGGAAUGGCUAUUCGGGUGAUUCUAGAUCUUAAAUGGACAUUCUGGCGAAAAAUUAGUUCAGGGUCAAACACACCAUUACACAUAGUUAGACACCCCCUCGAGAGAUGAAUGUUGCCAACUAUUUGCUUCUUUAGUUAUACCAACUUUAGUAACAAUCGCAGAUAGCAAUACACAGCAGUCUACAUCUACAUGCACAAACCUCGACCAAAAAGCCACUCUAUAGCCACAAAUAAUAUUCAGAACAGCACCUAACUUCAUCAACAGUACAUAUAGGGUCCCAACCAUAGUACUAGCCAUCAAAUGUCUUUUCAGCUUUGCCUGAUUUCUUUAGCAAAGAGACCAAACACAACUUACCUACUCUCUUAGCCGCUUGUUUGUGGGGGGAGCCCUGACGAGUCGAUCACUGAGUGCAGCGGAUCAUUUCCAUAAAGUAAUAAUCAUGAUAAUAAUCAUUUGGCACUGCAGACGCGGUAUUUCUUCUGCCUUUGUGUCUGCAAAACUUGCUGCACUCUGUGAUUGACUCGUCAGGGCUCCCCCCACAAACAAACGGCUGCUGAAAUAGAGUAGGUGAGUUGUGUUUGGUCUCUUUGCUAAAGAAAUCAUGCAAAGCUGAAAAGACAUUUGAUGGCUAGUACAAUGGUUGGGACCCUAUAUGUACUGUUGAUGAAGUUAGGUGCUGUUCUGAAUAUUAUUUGUGGCUAUAGAGUGGCUUUUUGGUCGAGGUUUGUGCAUGGAGAUGUAGACUGCUGUGUAUUGCUAUCGUGCGGUUGCUACUAAAGUUGGUAUAACUAGAGAAGCAAGCAGUCUGCAACAUUCAUCUCUCGAGGGGAUGUCUAACUCAGUGUUACGGUGUGUUUGACCUUAAUUUUAUGCUGGACUAUCCCUUUAAGUCAUAGCCUCAGACAUGAGAACAAGGUGCCAAGCUUAACUUAGACAAUGAUACUACAAAAAACAGACACUAAAAUUUUGGGAGAUCUUGUUAUUCUUGUUCACCAUUUCAGCUUAAGUGUUAUAUUUAUUCUCCUAACUUUUUGUUUUCAGAUGUUGCUUGAGGUCCUUUAUGACCGAGCCGAUCCCACACCCAGAGAGACAGGAAGUGAGACGGUCAGAGAGGUAACACAGAACUGUUGGACUGAACCAAAGGAAGGACUUGUAGCGUCACAGCUGGACCCUUCCAGAGGCUCACCCUCUCAACCUCCUGUGACAGAAGAGCACCGAAGCCAUUUCCCAAAGAUGGUGUCUCCAAAGAUCUCCCUCAAAGCAUAUCCAGAGAGAAGUUUCUCAUCCCUCAACGAACUCCCGGGGGGGUUAAAGGUCUCUGUCAUGGUCACAGACUAUGACUCUACACUCUGUUCUGAUGUUCUUUCACAGUCCAAACUCCCCGUAUUUCUGAAGUGAAUGUCCUAAAAUCACAGGAGGGCACUGAACGCCCAUCCCAUCUUGUGACUCUGGUGAUGUUUAUAUGUGUGUGUGUAUGUUGAGGUGUGUGCGUGUGAAUGAGAGACUAGUACUGAUGUAAACUGAGAUCAGCUGUAAAGUCUUCAGCCAUGAUACUUGAAGAGAUUAUUUUGUCGCUGUGUAGAGCAUACUGUAACACAGAAUCUGUGCUGUGACGUCAUAACAAGCAUUCACACUACAGAUUCAGAGUUACAGGUUGAUGCUCUCUUAAACUGGAACCUUCUCCUUCUUUUGUGUACACAUAUCUAUUGAAAUGCGUCAGAUGAGAUAAUAUCAGUGCAUGAAUUUGUAUUAAGAUUGCAGGAGAGUGUUGUGUAAUAUAUUCGCCAGGUGAGGCAGGGUGUCAGAGCAUGAAGUUUAAGUUGAAUAAUGUCAAAAUGAAAAUACUGUUCUCAGAAAAAUAGGGUGUAAACUACUGAUUUUUUUAGUUAAUUUAAUUACUGUACAGUUAAGAUGAUUUGUUUUGUCGUUAUCCUGUUGUUUAAUUUGAAAGAAGCUUUGACUCUCAGUAAUUCCCCCUCAUUUCUUAACCCUUUACAAACACAUCAAUGCUGCAUCUUCUCAUGCUGUAAUCUGAGCAUUUUUGGAAGUUCACUUUUGUUUCAACCAGACAUGUAAAAACUGGAUUUAAUUCAUGGGUGAUGUUAAUUCUGUAAUAAUCUGACUUAUUUGAUCAUUUCCAUGAAGGAUAUAAGAAAUGCUGCUGAUGGAAAUGAUCUUUUGCCUUACAGCGUUGUGGAAAGAAUGAGCUGACUUACUCUUUCGAAAUUGAAGAUUUGCAUUCUCGAUAUGAGCUUUGGCGCAUUUGCUACAUUCCCUGAGUCUCCAGUGGCUUUCUUUCCUUGAUUUAUGUUCAAGUUUAUGAUGAAUGGUUGUCAGUUUGACUAAAUGACAGAAUAUAAGAGCAAUAAUGUUAAAAAUGUCCUUCAUGCAGCUUUUCAUCACAGGACAUGACUGGGAUAAUCCUGCAACUUUCACUUCAGUCAUUUCAGGAAACUCCUAAAAAUGCUGCUCUCUGUGCUUUGGGUUCAGAAAACUUUACUUUUAGAUUCUUUGUUCAAGUCUUACAGUUGUACCAAAUGGAUGGAAACUUCAGAAAUAUUAUUUAGGGCCUGUUUCUGCCAGUAGUUCACAGCAUGCUGUUUUCAACAUGCUAACUUGACUAAGUUUGCAAAGUACUUUCUAAAAGAAAAAUCAGCUGUAAAGUAUAUUAUUGUGAGAUAUCCUACAAAUUCUAUGUAAAAGUUGAUAUAUUUUACUAAGACUGACCACAAGGCUUUGAAGACUUAUGAACCCUUUAUUUUAGAGGGUCUGUGGGAUGAAAUCUUUGAGCAACUAUAAAAUCACUGUAAAACUGUUGCAGCCGUACUGUUUGGCAAGUCAAUAAAACUUUCUGAAUUAACUACCCACUCACUGAAUUGUCAUGAUUUUCUCCCUUUUUUUAAUUCACAAAACACACCUGAGGUUAAGAGGAAAAAAAUGACAUGCCAAAGACUUCAUUUUGUAUAUUUAUGUUGCAUAAACAACUCCCCAAAAUACAGAAGAGACCCUGAAAAUACUACUCUAAUUAUCUAGAAAAGUAGAGCACACAAAACUUUAUUUUUUUCAACUAUCUUGUGAGAAAAGUGUUCGUUUUGAACAUUAGACAGAAAAUAUUUACAUUCAGUGGAAAUGAAAGACUGAAUAGCAUCAUGGAAGACCACAGAUGAGAGUUCAGUGAUAAAGAGUAUAACAGAGGUAAAAUGAGAAAUACAUGCUCACAUGUUGAGGAUGUUUUUGUCACAACUCCUGACAAGUUGAUAACAUUCAAAUCUUGCACAUGCAGCCAGCGUGUUGGCCCAAAUGUCCACUCUAAUACCCAAAAGCCCUUAAAGUUGUUUUAUUCAACUUUUUUCUGAAGGAAUGGGAUUGUUCAGUUUCACCAGUAGAAAGUUUUGGUGAGAAAGCUAGCUGCAGCAUUGAGCCAGCUUCCGUUA
Messenger RNA from Xyrichtys novacula (pearly razorfish), 37622 nucleotides. The record is from the annotation of a GenBank genome assembly. Lineage: Eukaryota; Metazoa; Chordata; Actinopteri; Labriformes; Labridae.